AUGGACAAAUUUUCAACUCGAAGACUAGACAACAUCAAGCGGAACCAGGAGGUGCUCAAGGAGCUCGGGGCGGUCGCUCAGGCCGAGGCAAUUCAACGGUCAAGCCACCCCAUCCCAACCACAAAUGGUGCAGACAAUCUGCGCGCCACCAAGAAACGACGCGUGGAGAAGGCAAGGACUGCCCCAGUGCCCACUCGCACCUCAGCCCGGAUCGCAUCGGCCCCAAUCCGGCCAAGCUACGACGAGGCCGGCCCCGCCGCUGACACUGUGGCCGAGACGAAGGCCAAGGCCCGAAGAGCCAAAGCUCCGAGGAAGGAGAGGGCCGCAGAGGCACGGGCAGACGGAGAGGCGAGCCACGCCCCGAGAGACAGCGACAUGACCGCAGACCUCGACGCCCUCCAAGCCUCCUGGUCCUCCUGGACGCCCGCCGCGCCGGGCCCCGACCGCGACGAGGCGGGCGUGCUGCACUUCGCCUCGCACCCGGGCUUCACGCCCAACAAGACGCCCGCCGAGGUCCUGCGCGAGGGCGCCUUCGGCGGCUCCUACUUCCGCCCGCUGUACUCCAAGAAGCUGCGCCUGACCGUCUCGGGCGACUACCGCGAGCUCCCCGCCGGCUGGACGGCCGGGCUGGACGUGGCCCGGUACCUGACCGGGGGCGAGUACGACGCCGACGCGAACAAGUUCAAGGUCGCGUGCGGGCAGAGCAUUGAGCAGUGGGAGGAGGCCGGGUGGAUCGAGCACCGGUUUGAUGUGCGCGGCUGGUUCCAGUGGUACUGCCGGUUUUACCUGGGCCGGCGGUGCGAGGACGAUGAGAGGCAGGUUGGUCGGUGGAAGAGGUGUGUUGGUGAGACGGGGCGGUGGCGUAGGAUGCUGCUGAAGAAGUAUGUCGCCGCUGGGGUCAGGGAGGUCUGGGAUGAUGGGGCGGAUGAGGAUGCCCCGGAGGUUAGCCCUGUGAUGCACCAGACUUGUCAUCAUUGGGCUUUUGAGGUCACGCAGGACGUUUUGGAUGAGUAUUGGAGUACUGGGAGUUGA
Messenger RNA from Diaporthe amygdali, 1032 nucleotides. RefSeq lists its product as uncharacterized. The coding region runs from base 1 to 1032 and encodes 343 amino acids. Lineage: Eukaryota; Fungi; Ascomycota; Sordariomycetes; Diaporthales; Diaporthaceae. The record is from RefSeq and is a predicted model, not a curated record. The transcript has a single exon.